UUCUUUCUUACCCCAGAAAMCUUAAUAUGUCUUCUGUUGUGGUAUUAGUAAGACAAAACAUGGAAGCCAUUGCUGUUUUUAUAUUAUUAUGGAUGCUAGAGAUUCGUAAAACUAUUGCUGUAAGUGUAAGGAACAAUGAUGGACAAUCCACAGACGUUCAGUCGGUCAAGAGACAACUUCUUUACAACAACAUGCAAUAUAACAUGAUGAACAUGUAUUCUCCAUUCCGUCCUCGUCUCUCCUUUCCAGAACACGUCGAAGAAGAGUGCAAUAUCAAUAAGGCGUGUCCCUCUGACAAGUUUUGUGACGUGCACGUGUGUCGGUCGUGUCUUCAUGAAAAUACCCCGUGUCAUUAUAUAGGGACGUGUUGUAAACCAUUGGUUUGUCAGUAUGGCCAGUGUACUAAAGGCGUGAAGCAGGRAGAUCCCGGUACUUACUGCGAUAAAUCAUCUCAGUGUGAUAGCAAUAGCUGCUGUGUGAGAGAAGUGUCUAUUAAYCCUCGAACAUCAAUUUGCAAGCCAAUGCUCGAUGAGUACGAAUCUUGUGGACCAAUAAACUUAUUUCAUCAAGUUUACAACGGUGGGAAAGUAGAACCAGCAUGCGGACCAUGUARAACUGGAUUGCAAUGUAAAAAUGUUGGAAUCCAUGGAUUACAUUAUGUCUGCCUAAAGGAAGAUGAGGACUAGACAAUAUUUUCCUUUUUUAAUUCCUGUCAAUCAAAAUUCUUCAGUAUGAUAAUUUUUUAUAGUUUGUGUAAAUAAAAAAAAGUUGUUUUUAAACUAUGGUGUAUUCUUUAGUAUACGCCACGCCAUGCACCAAAUCGAUGUAUGACGACCAUUUUGGAUAACUAUAACUAAUUUAGGCRCUGCCUAAGAGCGGAGCUCCCCGAAUUGUUUUAGACACGACURAAAAUAAAACUAAAGGCGAAAAUAAAAUUGGGAAAAUCA
Actinia tenebrosa (Australian red waratah sea anemone) is the source of this 947-nucleotide messenger RNA. Its product is annotated as dickkopf-related protein 3. Gene Ontology annotation, molecular function: co-receptor binding; receptor antagonist activity. Gene Ontology annotation, biological process: negative regulation of canonical Wnt signaling pathway. The record is from RefSeq and is a predicted model, not a curated record. NCBI's taxonomy places the organism in Eukaryota, Metazoa, Cnidaria, Anthozoa, Actiniaria, Actiniidae.